AUCUUAACCGUCGAGAACGGAAGUUCCUGAGCGUUCAAACCCGCGGGGAAGCAACUCGGCAACGGACCAAGAUGGCGGCGCCCACCGAGGGGCUAACUUUUGUCGCAGGGGUGGAAAAGAAUUGGGGUGCGGUUGUUCGCUCCCCCGAAGGGACCCCCCAGAAAAUCCGGCAGCUGAUAGAUGAGGGGAUUGCCCCAGAAGAGGGAGGCGCGGAUGCGAAGGACACAUCUGUCACCUUGCAGUCAGUUAAUGGAUCACCCCAGGCAGAACAACCUCCGUUGGAAUCUACAAGCAAAGAAGCCUUCUUUAGCAGAGUGGAAACAUUUUCUUCUUUGAAGUGGGCAGGUAAGCCCCCCGAGCUGUCUCCACUCGUCUGUGCAAAAUAUGGCUGGGUCACGGUUGAGUGUGAUAUGCUCAAGUGCUCCAGUUGCCAAGCUUUUCUCUGUGCCAGUUUACAGCCAGCUUUUGACUUUGAUAGAUAUCAGGAACGAUGUGCUGAGCUGAAGAAAGCCUUGUGUACUGCCCACGAGAAGUUCUGUUUCUGGCCAGACAGCCCCUCUCCAGAUCGAUUUGGGAUGUUGCCAUUGGAUGAGCCUGCUGUUCUUCUCAGUGAAGUUCUAGAUCGUUUUCAAAGCCUUUGUCACUUGGACCUCCAGCUUCCUUCUCUGAGGCCGGAAGACUUGAAAACUAUGUGCUUGACAGAAGACAAGAUCAGUCUUCUCCUAAACCUCCUUGAAGAAGAACUUGAUCACCGAACUGAUGAGAGAAAAACUACAACCAAAUUAGGCUCAGACGUCCAAGUCCAUGUCACUGCCUGUAUUCUCUCUGUGUGUGGCUGGGCGUGUAGCUCUUCCCUGGAGCCCAUGCAGCUCUCCCUGAUAACGUGUGCACAGUGUAUGAGGAAGGUGGGGCUCUGGGCCUUCCAGCAGAUCGAGACCUCCGUGCCCGACCUGGAGGCAUCCUUCGGCCUGAGCAGCUCCCCCAUCCCAGGCCCUGAGGGGCGGCCAGAGCGCUUCCCUCUGGUGCCAGAGUCCCCUCGGAGGAUGAUGACCCGCAGCCAGGAUGCCACAUUUUCCCCAGGCUCAGAGCAGGCUGAAAAGAGCCCAGGUCCCAUCAUCUCCCGAACUCGGAGCUGGGACUCUUCCAGUCCUGUUGACCGUCCUGAGCCGGAGGCUGCUAGCCCCACCACCAGAAGCCGCCCAGUGACCCGAAGCAUGGGAACAGGAGACACCCCUGGCCUGGAAGUGCCAUCUAGCCCUCUGCGGAGAGCCAAACGAGCUCGCCUCUGCUCUUCCAGCAGCUCGGACACAUCUUCCCGAAGCUUCUUUGAUCCUACCUCUCAGCAUCGAGACUGGUGUCCAUGGGUGAAUAGCACGCUUGGCAAGGAAACGAGGGAGAACAGUGGAACCGAUGGCGGCCCCCCUGGCGAGCCAGGCUGGAAGGCAGUGUUGAACACCCUCCUGGCCCACACCCAGUCCAGCCAGCCAGCUGAAGCUGACUGCAUGGCUUUUGUUGAGACACUCAUCCUCAAAGAGAAUAAGAAAAUUCUGAAAAUGUCAUCUGAUGUCAGAAAGUGUCCAUUGCCUUGCUGAUGUCAUUUGUGCUCUCACCGAGAUCCAUUCUGCGCGGGCUGUCCGUGCUCUUCAUCGUGACCUGCGAAGGCAGAGAGAACCCAGGGUUCCGACUCACCGAGAACUUUAUCUGUCAGUGAACUGCUUUGUCUCCCUGUAACACCAUCUGUGAGAAUCCCAGAUCACUUCAUAGGCAUGAUCAAGUGGCAAUGAGAUUCUUCCUAUUAUUAGCUCUGCUGGCUAAAACAAGUUGAGAAGGCCAAGGUCAUCGUUUAAACCCUUAAGGUCAUUUAACUUUGCCUUAUUACUUGCCUUGGGUUAUAUUGUUAACACCAGCUGGGUAUCAUGAAGAUGUGGAUCCUUGUUCCCAAGAAAUAAUGAUUUAGAAGGAGGAAAAUGCAGAUCAGAAUUCCAAAUCUCAUGAAAUCCAGACUUUCUGGAGCCAGGGAAACGGGAUGAACCCCCCAAAACUGUUGUCCAUAGAUGAUCUUUAAACCUUAAACUGAAAAUAUUCCCUGAAGUCUUAAAACCAAACAAUAGUUUAGCUUAACUAGUAGAAAAAAAAUAUCUGCCUUGAGCAUUGUGUUCUCUUAAGAACGAUCUAGAUGGGAUCAGAUUGGCAACAGCAACUCAAAAGAUUAGAUAGGAACCUUAGGGGACAGCAAGUUUAUGUUAAUGGGGGUGGAACAACUCAGAAAAGGAGAGAGAGAAUGGUUGCACAGCUUGAAGACUGUCCAUGGAGAAACUGUCAAAUUGGUGUAUGUUUUACUGUGUGUGUUCUCCACAACAACAGAUAAGUUCAGGCCAGCUAAGCAUCACAAAUGAGAAACCAGUGCACAGUGUGUGCUGCACAGGUGGUGGGUCAGAGUGCCCUCACAGACAGACCCAGCUGCUUGGAGGGGGGCGUGAGUGUAUCCUAGAGGCCCAGAGUCUGUCAGCAGUAGGUCUAACAGUAGAACACAGGCUUCUAGAUACCUGAGGUGUACAUUAUUUAUAGCACAAUGAAAAGUGUAAUUUGUUUGACCCCCUCCUAGACAUUGCGACAGGAGCCCUGGUGGCGCAGUGGUUAAAGCAAUCAGCUGGUAACUGAAAGGUCAGCAGUUCAAAACCACCAGCGGCUCUGUGGGAGAAAUGUGGCAGUCUGCUUUCAUAGAGAGUUACAGCCUUGGAAAUCCUGUGGGGUCGUUGUGGGUCAGAAUUGACUUGACAGCAGUGAGUUUGGUUAGACAUAGCUACAUCAUUGCAGGAGAAAUUUACAAACCAGGCCUCAAAGCUGUUACCCGUCCUUUGUCUCUAUGAAAGAAUUCACUCUCUUAAUGAGUU
Molecule: messenger RNA, 2894 nt
Organism: Loxodonta africana (African savanna elephant)
Lineage: Eukaryota; Metazoa; Chordata; Mammalia; Proboscidea; Elephantidae
Gene: ZC3HC1
Product: zinc finger C3HC-type containing 1
Exons: 10
Coding region: 72-1592 (506 amino acids)
Cellular component (GO): nucleus
Molecular function (GO): zinc ion binding
Source: RefSeq, a predicted model, not a curated record